Carcharodon carcharias (great white shark) is the source of this 5133-nucleotide messenger RNA. RefSeq names its product bcl9 like (gene bcl9l). Gene Ontology annotation, molecular function: beta-catenin binding; transcription coactivator activity. Bases 263 to 5068 code for a protein of 1601 amino acids. Gene Ontology annotation, cellular component: beta-catenin-TCF complex. Gene Ontology annotation, biological process: canonical Wnt signaling pathway; positive regulation of transcription by RNA polymerase II; negative regulation of transforming growth factor beta receptor signaling pathway. NCBI's taxonomy places the organism in Eukaryota, Metazoa, Chordata, Chondrichthyes, Lamniformes, Lamnidae. The transcript is spliced from 10 exons. The record is from RefSeq and is a predicted model, not a curated record.
AGGCGGCAGGAGGAGCAGGGACGCCGCCGAGUUGUCCCCGAGCCCGAGGCCCCGGUCAUGGGCCACGGGGGGAGGAGGAGGCCGAGGCCGCGCUCAGCAGCGACAUGAGGCGAGUGGUCAGCGGCGGUGAUCCAGACUAUUGAAACAACAAACUGUGGGAAGGAACAGGAAUGUUUUACUAUCAACCCAUCUCAUUGGCCACGGCUUGCUCUUCAACUGUAUAAGAAGCCACCUGAUUGGAGAAUCUUCAUGAGCUCAGGAGAUGAGAGAGUUCCGGCAGCAAGAGCAAUCUGAUCCCCAGCGAAUACUCCCUGUGACACAGGAGCUCCCCAUUCUGGAGCAAUUUGUUUGUCAGAAGAAAAACAAGAAGGAGAAGAGUCGGCUGACGGACAGUAAAAUGUUGGCUGGCUCACAGAAGGCAAGCCGAGCUCAGAAAAACUCCAGCCCCAACAAGCACUUAAAGAGCCCAGGUUCACCAGGAAUGCUGUCUCACAGCCCAGGCACACUUCACUCUGGCUGUUCCAAGCCUCGAGGAUUGAAGAGUCCCCCACUCACUGACACUCAAAGAUUUUCUGAAAACAGUUUGAAAAUAAAACACGAGUCAGAAAUCCGGAUCCCCCCAGUCCCAUCACCAAAACCCGCAACCAAUCAAAUGCACCCGGACAGUAAACUGACCAAUCACGGCAAGCCGGUCAACAGCAGUGCCCCGCCCCCGAAUGCAAGCCAGGGAACGGCCUGUGGCCUGGGGUCAAAAGCAGCGGGAACAGGGAGUCACGGUGGGAAAGCCAGCCAGAUCUCUCCAGGAAGCUCGGGACUGAAAGGCAGCCAGAACUCAGUGUCAAAUCUCGGAGCGCUGAAAGGGAAAGUGAAACGGGAAAGGAGUAUCUCUGUGGACUCGGGAGAGCAGCGGGAAACCAGCACACCCGUCAUAGACACAGAAUCGAAAGUAGACGGUGCCCCCCGGAGUAAGAGGCGGUGUGUUCUGGAGCGCAAGCAGCCAUACAGCGGGGACGAGUGGUACUCAGGUCCUGACAGUGAGGAUGAGGAUAAAUCUGGAGUGGCUGCUCACAAUUGUAAUAUUGUUGACUCUGCCCUCCCAGGGACUGUUCAGCCUUCUCCAGGUUCAAACCCCCUCCCGACAGUCGCUGACAGUGCUCCAGCCAGUGUUCCACACAACCCAGUAGGGGGACCCUGCCUGCGGUCGGACAUCCCGAGGAACCCCAGCAAACCACCCUCCCAGUUUGUUUACGUCUUCACAACGAACCUAGCUAACAUGGCUGCAGAAGCUGUGAUCCAGGGCCGAGCAGACUCGAUUGUCGCCUAUCACACACACAACGUGCCUCGGACAAAACUAGAACAAGUUUAUGAUCAGAAGGCCUCCGUUGCCAUUCCGAAAGGAUCUGGACUCCAAGAGCAGCUGUCAUUGAACACACCUCCCGCCCGCACUCCACAGUCCCAGAGCCAGUCUCAGCAGCAGAGCCUACAACCCCCCAGCUCACUGCCUCAGGAGGGGGCACCUGGAGCGGAACCCAUGCACUCAGAUCUCGGGCCCAAGUCGAUGGAGAGUAACGGUAGCUCUGGGACACAGUCAGGGAACAGUCAUCCCAGCCUUGGCAACACAGCCAGCAACCCAAUGCCGGGCGUCCCGGUUGGCGAUCCAGCUAAUGGAGGAAGUGGAGAGGCCGACAAUCCAAAUGGGAAUGGUUCAUUGGUCAUGAACCUUCACCCCAACACUGAGGGGUUGUCCAAAGAGCAGUUGGAACAUCGAGAACGUUCCUUACAGACUCUGAGAGAUAUCGAAAGGCUCUUGUUACGAAGCAGCGAGAGCGAGUUUUCCAUGAAGGGCAACUGUGGCCCAAAUGGACAAGGGGAUGGACAACAGGUCAUGAAGAAACCGGAGGAGCCUUUACAGUCCAUGAUUUCCCAGACACAGACUCUGGCUGGAGUUGAGGGGGCAAAUAUGGAGCACGAGGCAAUGCAUCAUCAGGAGAUAAUGCAACGUGACCCUAUGGGCCAACAGGUGGGCAUGAUGAUGAACCAGGUUAGCCAAGAGAAUCUGACUCCAGAACAGAUAGCCUGGAGGAAGCUUCAAGAGGACUUUUAUGAGGAGAAAAGGAGGAAGCAGGAGCAAGCUGUGGUUCAACAAAGGACAAUGCAAGAAAUAAUGAUGCAGAGGCCGAUGGGGGGGAUGAUGGUUAGAGGACCACCCCCUCCCUAUCACAGCAAGGCUGGAGACCAGUGGCCCUCAGGAAUGGGAAACCGUUUCACAGGUCCCAUGGAGGUCUCCGAUUCGAUACAGCCCCGUGGAACUGCCCCUUUCUCUGGACCUCGGUUCCCCACCAAUCAAAUGCAGAGGGUUAGCGGAUACGGAGGAAUGCAGAACAUCCCGAUGGAGGCUUUGGGGACCAUGAACCCGAUGCAGAGACCUGUACGGCCUGGAAUGGCUUGGCCUGAUGACAUCUCUCCCAUGGCGGGGGGAGGGAACUUCCCUCAGGGAGGCAUGUCGUUUCAUUCUGGCCAGGGAGACCCCGAGCGCUUUAUGAACCCAAGGGCCAGGGAAGAGUUGUUGAGGCAGCAGUUGAUGGAAAAGAGGUCGAUGGGGAUGCAGCGCCCGCUAGGCCUGAACAACACCAACAGCAUGGGUGGCAUGUCUCAGGGCAUGGAGAUGGAGAGAAUGAUGCAGGCUCAGAGACAGAUGGAGCCAGGAAUGUUUCCUGGCCAGUUGCCUGGGGAUAAUGUAAGUGCAAACCCAAUGGGGUUGGACUUUGUUGGGACGAGGGGUAUGUUGAGCCCCCCUUUAGGACAGACGGGACCCAUGCGCGAUAUGGACUCAUCAAUGGGCCCUGGAAAUGUCAAUAUGAACAUGAAUGUCAAUAUGAACAUGAACAUGAAUCUUAAUGUCCAGAUGACUCCGCAGCAACAGAUGAUGAUGUCACAGAAAAUGAGGGCACAGGAAAUGAUGUCACAUCAGGUUUUGACCCCAGAAGAGAUGGCGAGAGUCAGAGCACAGAAUGGCAACGUGAUGAUGGGCGACCCUCAGAAAAUGUUGCCCCAGUCACAGUUCCCAAAUCACGGACAGCAGGGUUUUCCAGGUGCUCAAGGACAAUAUUCCAGCAUGUCCCAAGAAGGCAGUAACAUGGGGAAUCCUGGAGAGAUGUUCAGCCCUGAACAAGGCCCUAUGCCUAUAACUAGCAUGAGUGGCACAGCCAGAUUGAGCCACAUGCAAAUGGCUCCGACUUCCAAUCAAUCCAAUAACCACAGUAAUGUGGGAACAAUGCUUCCAGGGGCCCAGAGAGGACUGGGCCGCAGACCCUCAGACCUCACUAUCAACAUCAGUCAGAUGAACUCUCCUGGAAUGGGUCACCUCAAGUCACCAACCAUCAGCCAGGUUCACUCGCCACUGGUCAGUUCUCCUUCAGCCAAUCUCAAAUCUCCUCAGACCCCGUCUCAGCUGGCGAGUUUAACCUCCGCCAAUGCCUCGGCGCCCAUCAAGUCUCCCCAGGUCAUGAGCUCCUCGCUUCCUGUCCGCUCUCCAGCCAGUUCCCCCAGCCGCCUCAAAUCACCACCAAUGUCUGUCGCUUCUCCUGGAUGGACCUCGUCCCCCAAGACCACCCUCCCGAGCCCUGUAAUCAGCCAGGGCAAACAGACGAUGGGCCUGAGCUCUUCUGCCCCAGUGGGAAACAUUGAGCAAGGACCGAUACCCUCUGCUCCUCGCCCUGGCCCCACCCUGCCUUACAACUCACCCGAGUCAACCCCUUCCCAGAAUCCACUCUCACUCAUGAUGUCGCAGAUGUCCAAGUACGCCAUGCCAAGCUCUACUCCUCUGUACCACGACGCCAUCAAAACCAUCGCCACCUCCGAUGACGAGUUGAUCCCAGAGCGGUCAAUGGCAAUGAUCCAGCCCUCGAGUGUCCCCGGACUGAGCGGGAACCAGAAUCCACAGAUACACCUAGUGUCGCAAAGUGGGCCAGGAUCAGGAUCUGCUAACAGCCCGCUGGCGAUGAGCAUGGUGGGGCAGCCCCUAUCACACGAGCCUCCAGCCCCCAUGAUGCCGUCCCCCAGCCUGAUGGGGCCCAACGUCCCGAUGCACGAAGGGCACGCUCCCGGAAUGGCCGUGCAAAGCCCCAUGAUGGUGCAUCCCCCCCAGGACUCCCUGGGGCAACCGUGUGGCCCCUUACCCGGCAGUGGCCCCCAGACGCUACCUCAGAACCCCAUGGUCCUCCAACGGAUGCAGCACCAGUCCCACAAUGCCCUGCAGUCCCCAGGCUCUGGGAUGCACCAGGUGUACCCCUCAGGCAUGGCCAUGCCACACGAAGAGGGAGUCCCGUCACAUGGGGUCCCUGCCGGAUCAGGACCCCCUCAGCAGCAGCAACAACAACCCCCCCCUCCUCCUCCGCACCUGAUGGUUAAGAAUGCGUCGAGUCGACCCGGAGGGGAUGGCUACCAGCUGUCCGGAGUGGCUUCGGUCCUCAAUGACCCAGAACUUCAGGACGUGAUCCGACCCUCAGCCAGCGGCAUCCCGGAAUUCAAUCUCUCGCGCAUCAUUCCAUCUGAGAGGCCAAGUAGCACUCUGCAGUAUUUCCCAAAGGGUGACUCACAAGCAUCAAAAGCUCCGUCUUCCAACCCCCACCUCAUGAACCUUCAGAGCAUGAUGUUGGAGCAAGCUCCCCCCAGCAGACCCAAUCUUCCAGGACAGCAGCAGCAGCAGCAGCAGGUGCAAAGGGGCCUGAGCAUGCACAUCUUCCACCCGGGUCAGGUACCAGGACCCAUGAUGGGAAGGACAGGCAUGCCGGCUCAACACGGCAUGAUGGGAAACAGCCUGCACCAGGUCCUCAUGUCUCCGCAGCAACAGAACAUGAUGCUGCAGACCAAACAGAGGAGCCUCUCGCUGUCGGGAGAGAUGUACGGACAAGCAGGACACAUGCUGCCUCCCCAGGUGGGUGUACUCGGAACAACACCCCACCAAAGCAUCAUGUUCCCUCAGCAGUUGAGACAGAGGAGCAUGUCUUUAGAUGCACCCAUCACCUUUGUCCCAGGACCUGGAAACGCUGCCAACCUACCCUUCUAGCCUCUUGUCUUUUCGUACAAUUCAGAUUUAUGCAAGCUGAGAAGCGACAGUGAUGAGUGUUGGGG